CACCAUCUUCUUUAUAUAACCAGUCAUGUCUAUUUCCACCAACACUUUCCUUGCUGAUUCAGCAGCUCCAAUUGUUGUGUUAUCCGCUAAGAAACACUUUGAGCAGUUACCUACAAAGGAAGCCAAAUUGUAUGCUCAUUAUCUUUCCAAGGCUUCUCAUUGGGGUACAAGGGCAGUUUUGAGAUCGGUAUCACCAGAAAGUGAAGAUAUUUAUGAGUUAAUCUUGGGGAUUCAUGCUCAAUUGAACUUCCCAGAAUCCAACGAAGCUUAUGAAGUUAUAUUGAGCAAACAUUUCCCCGAAAAUCAGAAUGCCGUUACGUAUUAUUUGGAAUAUGCUUCUCAAUUCUUAUCAAAUUUGGGGAACUAUAAAUCCUUUGGUGAUAAGAAGUUUAUACCAAAGUUGAAGAUUGAAGAGCUCGAUACUUUAGUCGAAAAAGUCGGUGGUGAGGAAAUCACUAAGCUUUACUCAAAAGUUCGUGAAGCUAUUUUUGAUACUGGCGUUGGUUUAUUGGGUUGGCCAGAAAAUGGGCACGUAUCUGCAUAUUAUCCAGAUUCACCAUCAAUUACUAAAGAACAGGUUGAAGUAGUUAAUUCAGCUUUAGCUGAUAAAGGAAUCAUGCCUGAGAACACUAGGGUUUUCAAGAAAAACGAAAAUGAAUUCAUUGUUUAUGUUGCCAGUGCAUUGACUUCUAAUACUACUGAUUAUUAUCCAGAAACUAUUGAAGCCAAAGGAUUGAAAAUCCUGUUUAAAUUUGGUGACCAUUCAAAGGAAUUUAAAGAAAUUGUUUCCAACUUAAAACAAGCUCAAAAAUAUGUUGCCAAUGAAACCCAGCAUAAAUUAAUUGGUUAUUAUAUCGAGUCAUUUGAAACUGGUUCCAUGAAUGCUCAUAAAAAUUCUCAAAUUGAAUGGGUAAAGGAUUUGAAACCUCAAGUCGAGUCAAAUAUUGGGUUUAUUGAAACCUACCGUGAUCCUUCCGGUGUUAGAGGUGAAUGGGAAGGUUUGGUUGCCAUGGUUAAUCAAGACCGUACUGCAAAAUUUAGUGAUUUGGUUAAUAAUGCUACUAAUUUAAUUAAAUUUUUACCUUGGGAUAAAUUAUACGAAAAAGACGUUUUUACCCCACCUGAUUUCACCAGUUUGGAAGUUCUUACUUUUGCUGGUUCGGGUGUUCCAGCAGGUAUCAAUAUUCCUAACUAUGACGAUGUUAGGUUAAAUGUUGGCUUCAAAAAUGUUUCUCUUGGUAACGUGUUAUCAGCCAAUCCAAAAAAGCCAAAACGUGAAGAAGUAAUCACUUUCAUUAACGAAUCUUUACAAGAUAAAUUCCGUAAGUGGAGGGAUGAUGCUUUUGAAGUUCAAGUUGGUUUACACGAGUUAUUAGGUCAUGGUACUGGUAAAUUAUUACAGGAAACUUCUUCUGGUAAGUUCAAUUUCGAUAAGGAUUCACAUCCAGAAAUAAAAUCUUAUUAUAAGUCCACCGAGACUUGGGGAUCUUUAUUUGGUAACACUGCUGGUAGUUACGAAGAAUGUAGAGCUGAAUUAGUGGCAUUAUUUUUAAUCUUGAAAAAACCAGCCGAAGUGCUCAAUAUUUUUGGUAUAACCGAUGAAAAUGACCAAAAAGAUGUUCAAUUUAUUGCCACCCUCUUAAUGGCCCGUGCAGGUUUACUUGGGCUUGAGUUUUGGGAUCCCAAAUCUACCAAAUGGGGCCAACCUCACAUGCAAGCCCGUUUUGGUAUUUUCAAAACUUUAUACAACGCAGGUGUCGCCUCUUUGAAAUUCACCGAUGACGGUAAGUACGAUGAUUUGGAAAUUGUCAUUGAUGAGUCCAAACUCUCUACUGCUGCUGUCGAUGCCUUGGGUGAAUUCUUACACAACUUGCACAUAUUCAAAACCACCGCAAACGUUACCGAAGGUGUUGCUUACUACAAUGACAUCACCAACGUCACUCAAGAAUUCCAUCGCUUCAGAGAUGUGGUCUUAAACAAAAAAUUACCUCGUAAGCAAUUGAUCCAAGCAAAUACCUUGAUCACCGACGAUUCUUCAGUUGAGGUUAAAGAAUAUGAAGAAUCUGAAGUUGGCUUCAUCCAAAGUUUCGCCGAUAGAAAAGUAUGAUUCCUUAGCGCUUUUUUCUUUUAACUAUAUUUAUCAUGUUUUUAUUGAAUCGUUCAAUGUAGUUCUGUCUCUUAAUUUUUUUUUGCAUCCAUUUCUAUUCUCCGUGGAUAUUUAUAUACUUUCC
Molecule: messenger RNA, 2231 nt
Organism: Hyphopichia burtonii NRRL Y-1933
Lineage: Eukaryota; Fungi; Ascomycota; Pichiomycetes; Serinales; Debaryomycetaceae
Product: dipeptidyl-peptidase III
Exons: 1
Coding region: 26-2107 (693 amino acids)
Biological process (GO): proteolysis
Cellular component (GO): cytoplasm
Molecular function (GO): metalloexopeptidase activity; dipeptidyl-peptidase activity
Source: RefSeq, a predicted model, not a curated record